AUGGGUGAAGAAAUGCCGGAUGCAAAGAGGGAUGUUGCCGUCUACGAAGCCCUACGUGACAAUGUACUUCGCAAGUACAAUCGCCGUUUCCAGGAAGCCCUUUCUUUAGAAGGUUCGAAACCUCUCCAUUCUGGCAGACAUGAUCCAAGCAUGCUUGGUUCUUCUAUCUCCUCAUCAUCACUAUCAAAUGAGCAGCUUCAUCAACACCAUGAUUCUGCCUUCCUUGGUAUCCCGGGCUCAUAUACUAGUGUUCACGAUGCUAUCACUCAAUAUCCUAAUGCUGAGAUAAACCCUUCUACAUCGGAUGCUACUACUUUUACUUGGGACCUCUGCAACGACGAUACUCUAUGGAAUAUGGAAGCUGGACUAAAUGAGUAUGCUUACGGAGAUCCGCCUGCUACACUGUAUUCAGACGAUCCAUUUGACCUACACAUGUUCCAAUAA
Messenger RNA from Penicillium antarcticum, 444 nucleotides. RefSeq lists its product as uncharacterized. Lineage: Eukaryota; Fungi; Ascomycota; Eurotiomycetes; Eurotiales; Aspergillaceae. The record is from RefSeq and is a predicted model, not a curated record. The transcript has a single exon. The coding region runs from base 1 to 444 and encodes 147 amino acids.